Messenger RNA from Labrus bergylta (ballan wrasse), 2323 nucleotides. It is a transcript of the gene gdf9, whose product is annotated as growth differentiation factor 9. The record is from RefSeq and is a predicted model, not a curated record. Gene Ontology annotation, molecular function: growth factor activity; cytokine activity. Lineage: Eukaryota; Metazoa; Chordata; Actinopteri; Labriformes; Labridae. Gene Ontology annotation, cellular component: extracellular region.
UCUCUUACCUGGCAAAAACAAAACCAGCCUCUUGCUGUUUUCGUAAUGUCGUAUUGUGACACUGAAUAAAUUGCCAGUUCUCUUGUAAUAUGGGCUUUUACCAGUUACAUUAAAAGCUAUGAUUGAAAGAGCUGAUUGCAAACACCUGGGUGUUUUGAUCAGCAGUUGCACGUGCGUGGUCCUGUUGACCUCGAGCUCUCACCGAGAGUCUCUUUAAGUUUUGAACAGUUUCGUUGUUUAUAAUGGAAAAACAAAUGCUGAUGUCAGCUGUUCUUUGUUAUUUUCGCACGUUUGCCUUGCUGCUGGUGUUAACCUGUUGCUCCCCGUUGGUGAGGUCUUCUCUGGGAGCUUCCAGUGUGCUACACAAUCUGGGCGACUUGACGUACCCUUAUGGCACCAUCCUCUCCCCGCUGCUCAAAUCGCUGUCAGAGCACGGAGGGUCGAGGUGGAACCCAGACCUGAGGAAAAAGAUGAAACCUGAGCAAAAGUACAUCAAAUAUCUGACAGAGGUUUACAAGAAGUCUCCAAGAGUACAGCGGAGUUUGGGCAAGAAUAAAUUCUACAACACUGUCCGAUUGAUCAAACCUCAAGAUGAAUGUCUGGCACAAAAAGAGAAUUUCAAGCAGGAUCUUUCCUACAGCCUUGAUCAAGUAAGAAGAAAAGAACGGCUCCUGAAGUCAACCCUGCUCUACAAUUUAGACCAAGACCUUGCAUCACCUGUCAACGCUGUGUGCUACCUGAGUGUCAAGGAGCAGGAGCUCUCCGACCAGUGUCAGCUGUGUCCCGCUGCCCAACUAUCUGUAAACCUCACAGCCAGCACAGACAGGACGGGAAACUGGGUGGAGGUCGACGUGACCUCGUUUCUCCAGCCCAUCUUACGGAUACAAAGAAAAACAUUACACCUGCUCAUCAACGUCACCUGCCCAGAGGAAGAAACAGUCAGAGGUGAAGGGAGCAAUGGCCCAUAUAAGUUCACCCUGGGUUCUCCUCUUCUGCUUCUAUAUCUCAAUGACGCCAGCAACAUCGCCCACCAGAGGUUACUGGUCAGCGCCAAAGAAGGUCCAAAGCCAGCCACUGCAGCUAACACACUUCCACAGCAGAGGGCUUACAGACCAGAACAGAGGAUCGGGCGGAAAAGAAGGUGGAAGAGAGAGUCUCCAAAGAGCAAGAGAGGUGAAAAAAGUGUGGAUUUCCAUUUGCCUGAACUUCUUCCCAGCUCUGAAUUCCCAACCAGUGACUGUGCCUUGUACGAUUUCAGGGUGCGAUUCAGCCAGCUCAAACUAGAUCAGUGGAUUGUUUACCCACCAAAGUACAACCCCAGGUACUGCAGAGGCAUCUGCCCAAAUACUGUGGGCUUCAUCUACGGCUCACCCCGCCACACGAUGGUGCAGAACCUCAUCUAUGAGAAGCUCGACUCCUCCGUGCCCCGACCCUCAUGUGUGCCGUCCCACUACAGCCCCUUGAGUGUCAUGAUCUUUGAGAAGGACGGCUCCUAUGUCUACAAGGAGAUUACAGACAUGGUGGCAACCAGGUGCACAUGUCGCUAAGCCAGCUGCCUAAAUGUCUUCUCAAUGUUCUUCUUUUUUAAAGGCCAUAUCAAACAUCAACAUAAACCUCCUCAACAGUGGUCAUAGGUGGACCCGAUUCUCUGACCAGGCUCAGUGAUUUCAGGAGUUUAUAAAGUCGUUGUGCAUGAAAAAAAGUUUGAUCUGGAGCAGGUGUGUUUACUUAAUCAAAUGUGUUUACUUAAAGUAUUUUAUACUAAUGUAAAUAUGUAAAAACAUUACAUGUAUUUUCCUUUCGUUAUUGAAUGACAAGAGAGGGUGUCAGUUCAUCCUAUUCUUUAAACUAUACUGUUGGCAACAUAUUGUUGAUAUGUGCGUUGUAUUAUUUAGUAUUAUUUUUUUUAAGUUCUUUUUUUUUUUUGUUAAUUUAUAUUGGGUGGGUGGUCUCCUUAUAUUCUUUAAUUUAACACAAUUGUUACGUUUUAAGUAACCCUGUCCAGGACCAAAUGUGAAAAAGCAGUCACUAACUCUAACAGACAGAGCUCUGAACGUGCACUUGUCUAUAUAAUGUCCAGAAUGAAAGUUGUCAAGGUUUCAGUGUGUAUUUAUUACUUCUGGUCACUACGUGAUCUCAUAUGAAUGAACUGACUGCAUACUUAUGAAUUGUACUGGUUAAGUGUGACUAAAUGCCUGCCAUGUCUAUUUAUGCAAAUGAUUUCACUGUGUGUCUGUGCUCAGCUUAGGGAUACUCAAAAGAAUGAAAUGUUUCGACAAAUUCUCUGGAAAGUUGGAAAAUUAAAAAAAAAAUUAUGCAACAA